This is a messenger RNA of Arctia plantaginis, 2451 nucleotides long. The record is from the annotation of a GenBank genome assembly. Lineage: Eukaryota; Metazoa; Arthropoda; Insecta; Lepidoptera; Erebidae.
AUGGUGGCGACGGAAGACACAUCGAGCACCGUACCCGGCCAAAUAGAGUCCCCAGGAACAUUCGGAAAACUACGUCAAACACUCUCUUCGUCACUACUCACCGCCCAGGACAAAGUUACAAAACUAGGUCCUAGACAAGGUGUAACCGAGGUUCCAGCGGAGCCCGCGCCGGCACCGCCACCAGCUCAACCACCACCAGCACAAACAGCCAAGACUGAACGAGAGGCAGGUAAAGCGCCGUCUCGUGCCGGCGCAUGCCGUGUAUGCCUAAAGGCCUUGAAGCCUGGUGAAGUAUUUCAUAUAUGCAACGGAUGCCAACAUCGUGUUUGUGAAGAUUGCUCAUCAUACUCCAAACCAGCCAGCGACGAAGACGCUAAUUCGUGGCGUUGCUCAGUAUGUCGACGUAAAGCGGCGCCGCGGCUACCUCCUGCUGCUCAAGACAGUACAGACUCGCUACUAGAUGUGCCCGUGCUGGACGCGCUACAACGGCGGCACUCCGAAGCUCGACUCGGCAGCGGUGGUGCAAGCUCUGGGCUUGCGCCGCCGCGAUCACCAGAACUACGACGUCACUCAGAUGUGUCACCAGCAUCCUUAAAGGAACUGGAGAAGUUAAAGGGCGGCGGCAGCGCGACGCCAAAAGUGGAGUCGCGACGGCCGAGCGCCGUGACACCGACUCGCCGUCGAUCAGUGCGCGCUCCUCGGCAGCGCUCCUGCGACGAGGAUCAACCCACGAGCAAGCAAUCGCCAGCGCAUCAAGCGCUCAAUGCACCUUCCAUAUCCAGGAGAUCGUCGGCAGUGGAUAUGGUGGCCGGCGCUUCAUCUAGGCGUGGCUCGUACCGCACAGAGGACAUGGAUUCUACACCACAAAUUUCCGGUCUCAGCGUUGAUGAAGAUCGACCCAUCAGACGUCGUGGCAGUCAACUGCCAGACAUAGCAGCAUUACAACAGCGAACAGGGGCUCUAAACGCGAUGGCUGCGUUAACGUCUCGUACGUCAGACUCAUUAACCGACCCAGCCGCAGCCUUGUCUGCCGCUACAGCGGCUGCAAUUUCAGCAGCCGCACGUCAAAUGUCCGUCGACGCUGAAGCUAUCAAGAUUGUCAUACAUGACGUUGAUGAUCAAACGCCGAGACGCGUCUCAUUGCGCCGUGAUCCUAAUGAUAAGGGACACCGAUCGCGGGGUUUCGGUAUGCGUGUAGUGGGUGGCAAACCGGACGCAAGCGGUCGCCGCGAGGCCGUGAUUGUAUGGACCGUACCUGGUGGGCCUGCCGACCUCGCCGGCCUUCAACAGGGUGAUAAGGUGUUAGAAUGGGGUGGUGUACCCCUAACGGAACGAAGUUUUGAAGAAGUAUGCGCGGUACUAGAACGCGGUGGUGACAGUGUAGAGUUACUUGUGGAGCCUGCACCACAGCUCGAUGACCAGCCUACACAGCCCUCGCAAAGUUCUUUACAUCACCAUGCCUUGUACGAACCGGAUACCGACAAAUCACCAUCUUCGCCGACUCGACGGAAAUUGCCGAAAACCCCGGAGCAGGAUCGAGCUGAGCGCGCACGAGAGCGUCUCCCGGGUCGAGCACAACUUCAGGUGUGGUUUGAAUGCGACCUACGUAAACUCAUUGUCGUGCUCAUCGCAGCCGACGAUCUACCACCCAGGGACCACACGCUAGGAUAUGGAGAUGAACCCGAGGCAUUUGCUCGGAUACGUUUAUUACCGUCACUUGAGAGUUGCCCUCCGGUGGAAACUGAUCCGGCUUCAGCUUCGUGCAGCCCCGUAUGGAACGCUACGCUAAGCUUCGGUGGACUUACAGCAGACCUAUUGGCAGGCCGAGCUCUAGAGCUCACACUUUGGGAUGCCUGCCCAGGCAUUGAACCAGUUCUGAUUGGAGAAUGUAUUAUGGACCUAGAGAAAGCGUUUGCAGAGGAGCGUGCUGUAUGGUGGACACUCGACGAACGCGGCACACGAUCAGCCAACGCUUCACCCCGCGGCUCGCUCACUGGUGCGCGCGCAUUACGCCGCGGAGACUUCGCCUCCCAGCGUUCUGUGUCAGAUGAUGUGGAUUCAAUAGGCGAAUGCGCUUCGUUGCUUCAUCCUGAUCAUGCUUGGGUAGGCGGCUCGCGACGCGGUUCAUCACAGUCAGAAACUCUAGAGGUCGAAGUUUAUCAACUUGGAAAAGAUUUUUCUCGAUCCCUACCUGGAUCGCGACGUUCUUCAUUCCAACAACAAGAGAAGGAGGCUGGCGACGCAUCGCCAUCAAUGGCAGCCUGUCGGCGCAACGAGCGUCGACGCUCGUCUUGCGUGCGUCGUGAUCCCGACGAUAUUCUACGGUCUCUUCGCGCCGUAAAGGGCGAGCUCGGACGUACGUUAUCACUGUCCGGCUCGACCGCCAGGCGUAAGUAUUCAAUCUAUAAGAGCAUCAUCUCUAUCACACAACCACUUGAUAUAGUAUCAUAA